CGAACAAGCUGUACCAGUGAGUCAGUCAGUGAUCCCAGUCUUCUCUCUGCAACCAGCUUCGUCUCUUGAUGUAACACUGUCAACACAGUUACCUGGAAAACUGUGGACCAUCACCACACCCUGACCUUUGGGGCUCUUAAAUCAAGGUUGAGGCAAAUGCUGCAAAAUCGGAUUAUUUUGCAGCACGGUGCAUUCUAGAUGUUUAUUGUGUUGAUUUGUUUGUUGUGUCACUGUAAUUAUUAAGAAGGAAGUGUUGUCUAAGCCUACCAGGGAGGUGCUUCAUCAACAUUGGCUGAACCUACCCUCAGUGUGAUCCGUGUGAACAUCUUUCUCAUUGCUGUCUCAUUGUGUGUAGGUCUCAAGGUCUGUGUUGAGUUUGCUUGGGCAACAUUCAUGUCUGCACCGCUUUUUGGCUGUAUUGACUCACAAGCUCCCUUCACUCAUGUGUGAUGUAAGGACAUGCUUUACCAGGAGCCAACCUGUCCAUGAUCAGAUGCAUUGGAGUGUCACCCCUGGAAACAUCUUCCUGAGAAAAUGCAGAAUUUUAUUUCCAAACAAACCCUAAGCUACCAGCUUAUUCUUUAUGGAAGGAUUCAAAGGUUGUGUUAUAUUUUAAUUCAUGAAAAGACAAGUUAUCUCCUGAAUGCAUAACACCCGUCAGAAUGGCUUCAAGGAAAGUUUGCAAAGUGCACUAAUUAACUUCACUCAUGAUCGUGCAGGGCAGACACAAGACAAGACGCUGACAUGUCUGUGAGAAAGAUGAAAGAUUGAGUCACAGUAUACAUUACAGAGUCACAGUCAUCGCCAUCAGCUGCAGUUACCUGGCCAUGAUUCAGGCCUGAAGCAAACAUGCUGUCCCCCCGAUGGACCCAACUUUCUAGGCAAUCAAUUCAGCAAAUGUGCAGGUGCCAUCCAUAUUUGUGUUCACAUUCCUCAAUGAUUCUGCCAGGCAAAUGAUAAAUUUCAGAAAUAACCCUGGAGCUUGCCUCAAGUUCCUCCAUAAUCUCAAGUGAUGAUUCAGCAAACAAUAGCCCAGCAUUGUUAAGGCUUGAUGAUCAUCCUUCAUGCAUAUUUCUCUAUCUUGAGGACUUGUCAGCAGUUGGAGCCGCGUUUUUAUGAAUUAAUUUCAACAAAAUCAGAUUGUCUACUGUUCCCGUUGAUCAUGUCGCUGACGGUGAAAGGAGAUAGAUCGUCAACUGUGUCAAGGCAGAUCGUUUGAUGAUGUAGCAUAAAGCUUGACUGCAGAUUGACUGAUUGAAUGGCAGAUAUCUGAAAUACCUCAUGUGACUGAUGAAGGAGGACAAAUGUUUGAAAUUACUUACCAGAGUUAAGAUGUUGACAUAGUUUGGUGAGAGUUGUUGACAGUUUGCUGAUUGAUUGUAGCUCAGUGGGCAGUGUGUCUUAGUGUUUGAGUCGUUGUUGGUGUUAUAUGUUUACAUACUGUUGUGACAGCUACUUAACACCACAUGGAAUGGUAACUUGGGAGGUGUUGGACCUCCAUUGUCAAGGAUGUUUGAAGUCUCAAUUUGGAUCCAAUAAGCUUUGAAACACUUUGAUGAAAAAUUCAAAUUUGACAGCCAAAUUAUCAAUUAUCAUAAUCUUCUAGGCUAGGGCAUGAUGAGCCAAAUUAUCAUAAUCCAAAAUGUGAUAGCUAUUAUAUAAGAUGAUAUCACAUUGUAUAAGCACUAGAAGAUCAGGAUAAUUUACAUCCACGUGAUCAUGUAGGCACACUAUCAAUAUCAUCAACGUCAUCAACAAGUAGAAUGUUUUACUUGAAGGAUAACUUCAGCAUGUUUAGCUAUGUUGGCAUCGGGUACCUUGCUUCAAUCUACUCACUAACUACUCCCCAGUGUCCGUUUCUGCAGUUACUAUUCUCAAAGCAUAUUGAUAUCAGUGUAUCUCAGCUUAUUCCAUCAAAAUAACUCCAUCCUUCCUGACACGUGUUUCCAAUCACAGAUGACAUUCUUGUGUCUCUUGCCUGAUGCCCUCUUAUCGCAUUUCUGGAAUUUAAAGUGUAGAAUAUCAGUAGAUUUCGCAAGAACAGAUACUUAGGAUAAGGCAAAGCAGUUCAUUUCAGAUAACAUUUGUCAGAUUGACAUUUGCUUUUAUUUGGGCAGUGAUCAUGGCGACUGACAUGAUGAUGAAAAAACAUCUAGUGGACUAUUUACAAACUGUGUGAUUGUAUUGACUUUUAUUUCCAUUUUGGUUCAGAUGUUUUUAAGGUUGUUAGAUGCUAAUGUAGGUGAAUGAGUUUUAGCCUGGCAGCAAAUACCAAGUUGAAAAUGCUGAUAAAAUUUUGGAAUAUGUCAGUGAUUGGCAAAUAAGAUCAUUGUUUUUGAGUUACGUUGAUGCCACAGCUGUCAUUAGCGUCAAAACAUUCCCACACCAAAGGCGUUUAAGCUUUCUCUGGUGUCUGUUGUAUUUGUUUUUCCUGGAAGUAAGUAGACUCCUGUCAAUAUGAGUGUGCUCUCCUUAACAUUUACCUAUAGAUUGUAAAUCAGCUCUGACAUCCUGAGAUUGGGAUGUUCCUUCUUCAACAGCAGGUGUCACCAGGAAUAUUUUUCAGCGAAACUUUUGAAGAAAAUAUGGUCCAUAGUUGUGUCUGCUGCUGUGGCCCAUUGUGCUUGGUGUAAGAUACCAGGCAAUUAGCUUACCAGACAAGAAGGAAUGCUCAAGUGCUGACGUCUUUGGAUGUGUAAAUUUUGGAAAUAUUUCGGACUUCACGAUGAAAUUAAAGCAUACGAUUGAUGACCUUGAUCUGUGGUACCAAGAGCACAUGCGGACACGGAACCAUGGCUCCCCCAGAACUGGGCGAGACACAGCCAAUUAUCGGCAGAUCAACACAGUUCGGCAUGACAGGCCCCUCCUAAGCUCGCAGAGUGCGGGUCAACUUGGCCGACCCACAGCAGUUCCCUCCCUUUUACGCAUCUCAGCUAGAAGGACAAACUCUACAGGUAGCAGCAGUUUUGUGGAGGUCGAGGAUGAGGGUGAAUGUAAUUCCCUCGGUGGCAGUGGUGGGAAUCUAGCCACCGCCGCUGCUGCAUCAUCGGCGGUGCCGAGCGUUGACAGUGGAGGAAGAGCAUCGGUGCUGGGGUCUUUCCUGCACAGGCUCAACAGACCAGCCAUGAAGAAAUCAGAUGCGGGGAAGAUUCCACCACUGAAGAAUUUUAAGAAAGGCCAGAGUAAGAGCCCCUGCCUUCCCAAGAAGCAGCCAUCUCCCGACACCCUGAGUCCAGCUGUCAGAGUGCACUAUGGGUCGGGGACACUACACCCGCCACCCCUAGAUGAUGUGCUUCGGCGCAGCACAGAGGAUCUGGAGAUGCUAGACACAAGCAGUAAGGAGAAUGGCGGUAGCAUUGAUACCAUGCUGGAUGAUGUGGAUGAGGUGGAUGCUCAUCCCAUGCCCGAGACAUCCGAGUCGAGUCGAGUCAAGGCAGCCAUUGAUCACCUCCAUCAAAAGAUAGACAAGACGAAAGAGAUGAUCAAGACAGAACAGGCACAUAAAGAAGCUAACGUGAAUGAGUACCUGCGUCUGGCGUCCAGCACGGAGGACAAACAGCAGGCGCAGCGCAUCAAGACAGUUUUCGAGAAGCGCAACCAGAAGUCGGCUCAGGGCAUAAACCAGCUGCAGAAGAAGCUGGAGAACUACCAGCGGAAACUCAGCGACAUUGAGAGGCGUGGACUCCCUGGCCACAAACAAGCCAAAGAGAGGCUGCGAGAUGUCGGCCAAGGACUCAAAGAUGUGGGUGCCAAUAUUGUAGAUGGAAUAACAGGUUUCUCAGGUGGAGUCGUAGACAACAUUAAGGGAGCCAAAGAUACAAUAGUUGCAAAACCCAAAGAAUUUGCUCAUCUAAUAAAGAACAAGUUUGGAAGUGCUGACAAUAUUAAUCAAUUAAAAAUGGAUGAAGAGAAAGAAGAUGGAGAAACUCGGCAGCCUUCAGGAGGAACUUUACCUGCCAGACAAACUGUAGGAACUGAUUUCAAGUACGGGUCGGACGAUGAAGGAUCAAGCAUCACUUCAGGGUCAGGGUUCGGGGCGCAUAGUAGUCCCCACUCCACUUCCCAGAAUACCUCACAGCAACUUCCUGUUCUCACUCAAGCCGUCGUUGACCCCAUUCUGCUGGAGCUGGAAGAAAUGAAGGACUUCAACCGGAAGCUCACAGAUCAGCUCCAGAAACUUGCCGAAGAGUAUGACACAUACAAGGCUACGUCCACCUGCGAGAUGAGCAUACUGCGGGGCCUGCUGGAUGAGGAGAAGUACAAGGUAGACCGCCAGGAGGAUCAGAUCAACGAUCUCACAGAGCUGCAUCAGAACGAAAUCACCAACCUCAAACAGGAUAUCACCAGUAUGGAAGAAAAGAUUGAGUAUCGUUUGGAUGAACGAACAACGGACCUCAGUGAUCUCGUAGACAAUUGUCAGACAAGGAUCCAGCGUCUGGAACAACAGCAGCAGCAGCAGCAAAUCCUGUCCAUGGAGAUGGUCGAGAACGUCACAUUCAGGACAAUACUCACAAAACUCAUCAACGUUGUCCUUGCACUACUUGCCGUUGUGCUGGUUUUUGUAUCCACUGCAGCAAACCUCCUAUCUCCCUUUCUGACAUCAAGAAUGCGCAUCCUGUGGACCAUUGUUUUGGCAGUGUUCAUCACGGUCCUGUAUCACAGCUGGGACGGCAUUGAAGCUGCUGCUCAUUACUCAUGGGACAUGAUGACUAGUAUAUGGCCGUGGAGGUAGUGUCGCCGUCACCUGCUGCCGCACGGCAGUCUGGACUAUAUCUGUAUUUUGCUUCCACUGCAAUAACAUGAAAGUCUCAGGGACCCAGGGUUCCCAGCGACUGAGGGGCAUGACUCCAAGAUCUUCCUGUAUUCCGCUGACAACGAAUUGAUUUGCUACAAAUUGUGUUGGCAAGCAAAGGAUGAAGGUUCAGUGUGUCAGGCAGUGAUUUUGCCACUGUGCCCUGAUUGGCUGGAUUGUAGGACCUGCAUUAUCUGUGUUAAUUUGGAGUGAUUGGUUGAUCUGAUUAUCUGGUCUGCUUUUUGCCCACAAGCUGCCAAACCAGAAGGGAACCUGGAUAUGAUCUGCACAUUGGUGUAAUCAAUCUUUUGAGUUUCAUUACUUUUCAUUUCAUGGGAGAGUUUUGAAAAAGAAUUAAUUCAUGCAUCAACGAACAUAUUGGUUCACCCUGCACAGAAAUGUGCAUGCACGACAGUGUAGUUGGUUGUCUCUAAACGAUGUGGUUUGGAGGUGAUGAAUCCGCUCUUAGAAUGUUCGCUGUCAUGGAUGAAAGGGUGCCUCUCCGUGUCAUGUACUUUGAUAUUAAACCAAAGUUUUGUGUGUAGACUAUCCAAUGAGACUUUAUAGUUUUGUGGCAGAGGUGCAAUGUUCAUCCUGUCAUGUUUUGUGCAAUUCUAGCGGGAUUGGUACCCGCUGACAAGAUACCAUGAUUGCUAUGGUAUCCCACUUGUGAUCUUAGACCUGUUUUGGAUAGGUCAUGUGAUAUGUCACAUGACCCUGUCCUUACCUAACAAGGGCUGGCUGGCUGGCUAUUGGUGUUAUUGUGUUCUUGCCAUUGUUUAGUCAUCUCUGUUACUGUGCCCAAUGGUGAUGCACACAUGGUAUACGUACCAUUGUGAUGAAAUCUAGUCUGCUGGAAGGAAUUUCAGGAAUUGUUUCAUAAUUUGGAAGUUGUUCAACUGAAUGUCACCCUGAACAGUGAAUGCAGUUUGUUAAGGUGUGUUGCCUGGGAUUACAAAAUAAAUUUGAAUGUGUGAAGUUGUUUUAAAAUGGAGGAAGUAUCCAGGUUGUUGCCUGUUUCUUGCUGUCUCAGCAGACUAGGAACCAUUACUGAAUUGGUUUGACACCAUGUCACUCUUUGAACCUGAAUGACAUUCUUUACUAUGUUUUAUUUGCUUGUUUGUUCACAAUUCAUGUCAAGCCGUUUUUUAAAGCUUUAUUUAUGAACUUGUGCACGUAUUGUUUUCCAAAUCAGUUACAUUCUGUACGUCUUUUACAACAUAUCUUGAGCGACAUCUCAGACAUCUCAUUCAGUGACAAAUAUAUACAAAUCCUAGAUGAAUUUGAACUCAAAACUUUUGGCAAAUUGUCCAAUCUGUAAUUUGCAAAAUCUCUGGAAUCUUCUUUGAAAAAUAUUUGUUUUGGAUGUUUUGGAUGGGAAAUCUUCACGGGGCCAACUUUCUAUAUAGACAUUUUAUUUUCAUUGCACAAAAGAGUAAAGGGGAUUUUACAGAGGAUAGAGUUCCACCAUUUUCAUCGCCUUUUCAGGUAAUAUGUUUGGAGUAUACAUGUUGAGCACAAAAUAAGUGUUGACUUUUUUUUUGUUUAUUUAUUGGUACAAUUGUUUCUUGUAGACUUGAUUUUGCUUGUACAUCUGAAUGAGCUCCUGGUGUAUAUAUAAUGUUGCCUUCUUCCUCCAGUCAGUCGUGCAAUGUUCAUCCUUAUACUGGGGACAGCAAGCAGGAGCACCAGCUCUAACCAUUGCCAGCAUGUUAUCCAUCUGACCAGUACACCUUGUAUUGGUGUUAUCCACUCACAGUGUUAUUGAGGUGUGCGAGUGUUGCAAGCUCAAGCUCUAUUCUUCAUUGUCAUUAAGACUGUUAUUUGAAGUGAUUGAUACUGUUAUUUGCAGGGAUCAGACUCGACCUGUUCAUCAUAACAUUUGUUAUAUCUGUUGAAGGUUGUAAGAGAAUCUCAUAGAGUUAAUGUCACAGGUUUAGUAUUGAUGGUCUGAUGUCCCCAAUGUGUUGGUUUCUUACUAUAAAACAAAUUGAGACCAGUUUGUUGUCAUCACCUAUUGAUCAUUUGAGCUGACAUAUGGACAGAGAUGUCCCCUCAAACAGCAAUUUAAAUGACACGUUAUUGUGUUUUACUGAAGGAGCAUGUAGAUUACCUUAGAUUCCUUGCAAUAGUUGGUUCAAGCCUCAUGGUUCAAGCACUAGCUCGUCAUACAUAAGACCAGGGUCACCCACUAUGUCUUGUGUACUGUGAGAAACCCAUGCUUGGUGUCCCCAAUUGUGAUGUCUGGAAAGCAUUGUUAAUUCCAGUUCGCAUACAGUCACUCAAGUUUCCCUCAGACACAAUAGAUGUAUUAUGCACACCAAGUCUAGGAGUAUUUCCACAGGGUUUGAAAUCCCAUAGCUUUCAGUGUAGCAAAGAUAGGCAUCGCAUUUGAGCACACAAAGGAGUCUGUAAAUCAUCUACAUGUACAUAAUUUCAAUUUUGUGCCACAGUAUUUUGUCUGAUAACGUGGUCAGUUUGUAGGGUGGGUGCACAUCACUGCAUGUGGCUAUAUCAUAGGUAUAGCUGACAAUGCAUUUUCAAUAUCGUAAGAAAAUAUUAAAAUAAGCAUAUUUGGAUUGUUUUCAUGUCUCCAUGCAUAUAUUCAUAAAAUUUAUACUCAUAGAUGAUAUUUUGGCUACACUGAAAUAAAAUAGAAAUAUAUA
This is a messenger RNA of Haliotis rufescens (red abalone), 7458 nucleotides long. Its product is annotated as transmembrane and coiled-coil domains protein 1-like. The record is from RefSeq and is a predicted model, not a curated record. NCBI's taxonomy places the organism in Eukaryota, Metazoa, Mollusca, Gastropoda, Lepetellida, Haliotidae. The transcript has 16 exons. Gene Ontology annotation, cellular component: endomembrane system. The coding region runs from base 2726 to 4732 and encodes 668 amino acids.